UCUCCCUCUCCUCUCCUGAGUCUCUCUCCUCACCGUACCUAAGUUCUCUCUAUUGACAACAUGGGCUGUGGCUGUGGAGGUUGUGGCGGCUGUGGCUGCGGUGGCUGUAGUGGCUGCGGUGGCUGUGGCUGUGGCAGCUGUGGCUGUGGCUGUGGCUGUGGUGGCUGUGGCUGCGGUGGCUGUGGCUGUGGCUGUGGUGGCUGUGGCUGCGGUGGCUGCGGUGGCUGUGGCUGUGGCGGCUGUGGUGGUUGUGGCUGCGGUGGCUGUGGCUGCUGUGGUGGCUGCUGUGGCUGCUGCAAGCCUGUGGUAGUCUGCUGUUGCCGCCGUAGCUGCUGCAAUUCCUGUGGCUGUGGCUCCUGUGGCUGCGGCUGUGGCUGUGGGAAGGGCUGUUGUCAGCAGAAGUGCUGCUGCCAGCAGAAGUGUGGCUGCAAGAAGUGCUGCUGCUAGGCUUACCACGUCCCUCUGGAUCUCUCCUGCAUACCUCCUCCCCCCAUCUCUUGACUUCUCCUGCAGGUAAUUGCUAUAGGUGAGUUGUUUCAGGCUAUCUGUUUCCAUUUGUCUGUAGGCUACAACUGUGACCUGAGUCUGUCAGCAGCCUGUAGAAAUCCCACACUUUGUAACAAUUAUAGAAAUAAACAAAUAUGUAGCCUUCUCCUUAAAUCGCCACAUUCUAAUCACAAUUGUGAUGGAAUACAGUCAAAAUAGUUAAUGAUGUCCCUUCUUAAAUUGCCCAUUUUAAUGCUCUGUUUUUACCUCUGCAAAACUUCUCUAUGUACACAAAGCAACUCCUGCCUUAAUAAAUUAUAC
Molecule: messenger RNA, 807 nt
Organism: Mus pahari (shrew mouse)
Lineage: Eukaryota; Metazoa; Chordata; Mammalia; Rodentia; Muridae
Product: small cysteine and glycine repeat-containing protein 2-like
Exons: 1
Coding region: 61-447 (128 amino acids)
Source: RefSeq, a predicted model, not a curated record